AUCAGAAGUCAUGUUGUUCAUCAAAAUCGUUAUUUCUUUGAUUUCAAUCAUUUCCCUUGUACAGGCUACACCCCCUGCCUGUUUCCUUUCAUGUGUUCAAGUUAUUGCAAGAUGGUGUGAAAAAAACCAUGCUGAUUUUCUCUGCAUUUGUGAUAAUAGUCCUUCUUUAGUAGGUUGUUUGGUUGAUAUUUGUCCAUAUGGUAAUUUUUUCAGCGCUAGAGAUCAUUUUUGGGGUACUUGUUUGGAAAGAUUGAGUGAAAAUAAUCCUGCGAGCUAUGGAAAACCAAAAGACCAGAUCGAUUUAACUGGCCCUAAAGAUGAUGGCUUGUUUGAGGAAUUUCCUGAAGAAUGGGAUCAAGAUGAAGAUGGAGAUGAAGAUGAAGACGAAGUGGAUGAUGGAGAAAACGACGAAGAGGAAGAACAAGGUGAUGAAGAUGAAGACGACGAAGAAGGGGAUGAAGAUAACGAUGAUUAUGAAGAAGAAUAUGAGGCUGGUUGGGAUGAGGAAGAAGAUGAUGAGGAAGAAGAAGAUGAUGAUUAUGGUGAAAAAGAUGGCAACGAUGAGCAAAACGGAAAGUUUUAUGAAGAAGAAGAUAUGGAUCUCUCUGAAGAAGAUAGUUCUGAAAAUGAUCCAAAAAGUGAUAAAAAUAGUGGGUUUUUUAGUCCAGACGAGGAAGAUUUUGAAGCUACUAAACUGGAUUCUGGUGAUUAUCAUGAUCUUAUAUUCUUAUCGUCUCCAGGUUUAAAUGACCCAAACUAUGUUCAGCCAUCUGCACCGAGAAAUUAUGAGCAGAAAAGUGAAAUGAAAUCUAAAACCCCCGAGAAUUCCAACAACCGUGAUAUUCAAGAAGGAUCCUCAAACUUCAUCAACAUUCGUCCUAAAGAAGAAGCCUCCAAUAUUUACUUGGAUUCUCCAGAUGCAACAGAUCAAAGUACUGAAGGUGAAGAAUAUGAGAGCAUGGAGGAACAAGAAGAUGAAAACUAUGAAAAGGAUGAGGCCGAAGUUGCUGACUCUGAUUUUGAGCCGCAUGAUGAGGACUUUGAUGAAGGUAAUGAAGAAGAAUAUUCUGAUGAGGAAGAAUAUGAAGCAGAAGACGAUGAAGAGGAAGAAUCUGAUAAUGAUGACGACUUUGAACAAAACAGUGACCAGGUAGCAUCAAAAGAUGACUUGAAUUAUGAUCCAUUGACUCUUGAAAAAGAGGAUCAUGUUUUAGAUUCUGAGUCUGCAAAGUUCGAUGAAUCGAAAAUCAAGGAAAGGGCCGAAAAACUCUUUUUGAAAGAAUUAGAAACACCUGUUAAAUCAAAAGGAUAUUCAUCGAAACAAGAAGAACAUAGUCCAUUCAAUUAUGUCGGUCAUCGGAUAUCACAUUCUAAGCCAUUCAGGUCAUUUAAAGAAUACUUGGAGAAAAGUCAGAAUAAAGUCAAGGUCAUAAGCAAUUCUCUAAAGUCAGAUGAUCAGGAAGAAGAUGAGAGCUUCGAUACUGGCGAUAUUACUAGCCAGAAGGUUGCAAAAAAUUCACCUCCAACAGACCCGUCAAGGUACAACACAGAUGGUACUAUUGAAGAAGAUAUUGUGAAAGGGAUCCCAAAGAAAAUCAAGAGAAAAAUCAAGAGGCUACCUAAUGAUGUUUCUGAGAAAAUAAAGAAAAUUAAGAACAAAAUCAUAUGA
Molecule: messenger RNA, 1669 nt
Organism: Hansenula anomala
Lineage: Eukaryota; Fungi; Ascomycota; Saccharomycetes; Phaffomycetales; Wickerhamomycetaceae
Exons: 3
Coding region: 11-1669 (552 amino acids)
Source: RefSeq, a predicted model, not a curated record